Messenger RNA from Elaeis guineensis (African oil palm), 1297 nucleotides. Its product is annotated as putative clathrin assembly protein At1g14910. The record is from RefSeq and is a predicted model, not a curated record. Gene Ontology annotation, molecular function: SNARE binding; clathrin heavy chain binding; 1-phosphatidylinositol binding. Gene Ontology annotation, biological process: vesicle budding from membrane; clathrin coat assembly; clathrin-dependent endocytosis. NCBI's taxonomy places the organism in Eukaryota, Viridiplantae, Streptophyta, Magnoliopsida, Arecales, Arecaceae. Gene Ontology annotation, cellular component: clathrin-coated pit; clathrin-coated vesicle.
CCUUUCCUUCACCUUCCCUCCAACCCCUCCAUCUACCAUACCAAGUUCAACACUUAUCCCACGCACCUCAUCAUGCCCGGCCCUGAUCUCAAGCGCAUCCUUGCCAGGGCCACCUCUGAUGAUGAUGUUGCACUCUCUGAGACAUAUGUUUGGGACCUUGCCAGCCUCUUCUCCUACUCCCCCUCCGCCUCCCAAGCUUUUGCUCUCAGCUUCACCCGCCGGUUCGGCCGGACCAAGUCCUGGCGCGUCGCCGUCAAAUGCCUCCACCUCCUCCACCGCCUCCUCCGCACUCUCCCCUCCGACCACCCUUUCCACUCCCACCUCCUCAGGUCCCAUGCAAAUGCCAUCAUUUCCCUCAAUCCAUGCCAUUUCCGCUGCACUUCGGACGAGUUGACCAUCUUUGUCCGAUCUUACGCUCUCUUCCUUGACGAGGCUUUAUUCUGCCUCCAGGUGACUAAAGACCCUUCUCUACCUCCUCCCGAGACCUUUGCAAAGAAGGUGGAGGAGGUCGACCAGGCCGUGGAGCUCGUCUCUCAGCUCCAGGGCUUGUUAGACCGGGCGAUGGACUGCCGGCCUUUAGCCACGGCCGGGCGUAGCUCCAUCGUCCGGUCUGCCAUGAAGCAUAUCAUACGUGAUAGCUUCAUGUGGUACGCGACACUCUGGCCUAGGCUCAUGCUUGUAUUGGACAACCUCUUCCAAAUGCCUCACCGGCUUUGCAUCGCCGGGCUCGACAUCUAUACGAGCGCCGCCGAGCAAGCCGGCCGCCUCGAGGAGUACUACGAUUGGUGCAAGAGGAUGAGCCUGUGUGGGCCGUAUGAGUACCCUUUGGUGGAGAAGAUUCCUCAGAUUCAGGUCCGGGCAAUGGAAUCUUUGGUCGAGAACAUGUGGCAGCUGACGGAUUCUUCAUCGUCGUCAUCCCCGGUGACCUUCUCGUCAUCUCCGUCAACUCUAACGGUGUCGGAGAGCGGCAGUAGCAAUUGUGUAGAAACUCUGAAGAACGCUGCGAUUAACGUGGAGUGGGAGAAGUUUGAAGAGGAGGAGAAGCCAUUAAUUCAAUUUGGACAGGAGUGUGCCGACUGGGAGGAUCUAUUAGAGGCUUCAGUGGAUUGCUCUUGGACCUGGGCACCUCUGAUCUUUGAUGAACCAAAGGAGAGAUCUCAAAAUAAUGGGGACAAUGGACUUAGAAAGCAUGAGGCGAACUUGCAGGAAUACAAUCCUUUCUUAGAUCAUGCGCACCCCCAUGCAAUGUAAUUCCUUUACUACUUUUUAUUUCUUUACUAUCAAGUCUAUAGUCCAA